AUGGAUCAACGGCUUAAGCAUCCACUGAUUCAGUCAUCAGAAAGCCUAGGGGAGAAUUCUUCUUCUCUGCAUUCUGCAGAUUUUCCAGAAAUGAGAAAGAAAGCAGUUGGAUUGAAAAGGAAGAGAAACAAUAGCAGGAUUGAAGAGAAACAGAAAGAAGUAAUCCAUGUAAGGGCAAAAAGAGGUCAAGCUACUGAUAGCCACAGUUUAGCAGAACGGGUGAGAAGAGAGAGAAUCAACGAGAAGCUGAGAUAUUUGCAGGACCUGGUUCCAGGCUGCUACAAGGCAAUGGGAAUGGCAGUUAUGUUAGACGUGAUCAUAAACUAUGUUCUAUCGCUACAGCAACAGAUUGAGUUCCUUUCCAUGAAGCUCUCAGCAGCAAGCAUGCAUUUUGAUUUCAACACCUACCAGAUAGAUACCCUCCAAACUAUGCAGAGAAGUACUAGCACAGAUGGAAUCCAAGGGAUGGAAAGGACUGAACAAGAAGGUUAUGGAAGUUUUGCUUAUUGGAAUCCUACAUGGCCACUUCAAUAG
Molecule: messenger RNA, 534 nt
Organism: Neltuma alba
Lineage: Eukaryota; Viridiplantae; Streptophyta; Magnoliopsida; Fabales; Fabaceae
Product: transcription factor BEE 1-like
Exons: 6
Coding region: 1-534 (177 amino acids)
Biological process (GO): regulation of DNA-templated transcription
Cellular component (GO): nucleus
Molecular function (GO): protein dimerization activity; DNA-binding transcription factor activity
Source: RefSeq, a predicted model, not a curated record